AUGUUUGCGGAUGAUGUCAAGGUCUUCCGUGCUGUUAGGAACCCUUCUGACACUGAGAGACUGCAGAUGAACCUAUGCUUAAUUGAGAACUGGUGCAUCACUAACGCUAUGAGCAUAAAUGCCGCCAAAUGUUCAUUGGUUUCUUUCACUCGCUCUGCCCAAACUCUUGUCGUAUCUGACUACGUGCUCAAUGGAACUGUACUAUCUCGCAGUACAAUCGUCCGUGAUCUGGGUGUCGUCUUCUCUGCAGAUCUUAGCCCUGAUAAGCAUAUUGACUUCAUCUGCGGGAAAGCCCUACGAAUGCUCAACUUCAUACUAAGAGCUUCAAGGGGUGGUCUUGGCAUUGUGGCGUUGAAUAUCCUAUAUAAGUCCUUGGUAAGGAGUAUACUUGAAUACUGUUCUGUUGUCUGGUCUCCAUAUCAGCACAAUCACAUUGAACGCUUAGACAGGAUCCAGCGACGCUUCGUCCGAGCUGUCGGUGUUAGGCUGGGUCACAACUAUUUUGAUGUACCCAUUGAGCUAGUUGAGGCCUCUCUUGGACUUCUCCCUCUGUCUACUAGAAGGCAACAGGCUGAUGCUCUUUUCCUAUGGGGAGUUCUUCGUGGCACGGUCGAUUGUCCUGACCUACUCUGUCGCAUUGAUCUGCGAGCUUCAAGACUGACCCGCUCAUGUAACCUGUUUUUUGGUCGGUCGCACCCCACCAACUACAUCAUGCACGGCCCUCUUCCACGUUUGCAUCGACUGGGCAACCAGCUGUGUCGCCAGUUCGACUUCUUUGAUGACAGCCAAUCUGUGAUCAGAGGAGUCUUCCAGAGUCGGGUUCCCCGGUGA
This is a messenger RNA of Homalodisca vitripennis (glassy-winged sharpshooter), 831 nucleotides long. RefSeq lists its product as uncharacterized. The record is from RefSeq and is a predicted model, not a curated record. NCBI's taxonomy places the organism in Eukaryota, Metazoa, Arthropoda, Insecta, Hemiptera, Cicadellidae. The transcript has a single exon. The coding region runs from base 1 to 831 and encodes 276 amino acids.